CUGACCUCUCAUUUUUACUCUGAAGAGCACCUCUGGGUGACUUGGGACCCGACGUCUGGGAUGGGGUCUCUCACCUGUCCUAGGUCACAGGCAGCUGAUCUGGAAGUGGGCUCCUGCUGCUGAUGCCUCAGGGGGCUGGGCACUGAGCCCAUCAUCUCCAUCCUGGAGUGGGCCCCCAGCCGCCAUGCACCAGAACUAUACUAUCCACUUUGCCAAGGGCACCCUGCCCCACCAGAACCCCACCGAGAGCUACUUCCUGGACCCAGAGUUGGGGCACCAAAAAGAUAUUCUGACAGAGGAUGAUGUCUACUGCAGCUGCCUGGCCAAGACCCUCUGCCAUGUGCCUGUGCCUGUGACUGUGGGUUUCUACGCCCCCUUUGGCUGCCGCCUGCACCUGAUGCUGGACAAGAUCACGGCGCUGAUGGAGCAGGAGGCGACGCAGCGCGAGGCCGAGGUGCUGCAGCGCGUGCAGUGGCAGCCGAGGGCGGUGCGCGGCUGGGGCUUACCGCAGCUGCUGUGGUACCUGGUGUUCCUGCAGCCGGUCAUCACCGAGGUGCACCUGCGGCGCAGGAACGUGAAGUUCCUCUUCAUCCGCUUCAGCGCCUGGCAGUACGAGGGCUCGGACAAGCUGUGGGCCGGCCUGGUGACCACGCUGUGCGAGGGCAUCCGCCACCACUACGGCGCGCUGCCCUUCAGCGUAUACUCGGUGCUGGGCAACAAGCCGGCCACGUCGACCGGCUUCCGCCAGCGCGAAUGGCACUGCCGGCGCCGCGUGUGCCUGGCGCUGGUGGCGCUGCUGGCGGCGCUGGGCCUCGGCGUGGCGCUGCUCUACCUGUCGCUGGGCGCCCACGCGCUGAGCCACAGUGGCGCCAACAACAGCGUGCUGCGGGUGUUCGGUGGCGCGGCCACCACGCUUUCGGGCUCGGGCCUGCUCAUGGCUGUGUACUCGGUGGGCAAGCACCUGUUCGUGAGCCAGCGCAAGAAGAUAGAGCGGCUAGUGUCGCAAGAGAAAUUCGGCAGCCAGCUGGGUUUCAUGUGCGAGGUGAAGAAGGAGGUGGAGCUGCUCACCGACUUCCUGUGCUUCCUGGAGAUCUACCAGCGGCGCCGGCUGCGCGUGGUGCUCGAGGUCACCGGGCUGGACACGUGCUACUCCGAGCACGUGGUGGGCGUGCUCAACGCCAUCAACACACUACUGUCUGACAGCCACGCACCCUUCAUCUUCAUCCUGGUGGUGGACCCCAGCAUUCUGGCCGCGUGCCUCGAAUGCGCCGGCUCCAUGAAGGGCAUGGCCGACAACGGCUACCUCUUCCUCAACCGCACGGUCACGCUGCCCUUCUCCGUGCCCAUCAUGGGCCGCCGCACCAAGCUGCAGUUCCUGCAAGACGCCGUGCAGAGCCGCGACGACCUGCUGUACAGGGAGAUGACGCGCCAGCUGCAGCCGCCGAGCCCGGGCGCUGACGAGGGCUCGCAGCUGCUGGCGGUGGAGAUGCAGGCGGGGGCCGAGCGCACGCAGAGCCGUAUCGACGCCGAGGCGGCCCGCCGCAUCCAGGAGGCGCUCUUCUGCCUGCACGACGAGCGCGACUGCCUCUACGAGUACGUGCCCGACAACGUGGUGUCCAUGCGGCGCAUCGUCAACACCGUGCCCAUCACCUUGCGCCUGCUGCAACAGCAGCAGCGGGACUUCGAGGGCCCCACGCCGCGCCAGGCCGUGGCCUGGGUCGUGCUCGCCAACCAGUGGCCCUGCCGCCUCAGCUGGGCGCUGCAGUGCCUGGAGGACCGGCAGCAGUCCGGGGGCGCGCCAGAGGCCCGCGCGCGCCUCUGGGAUGUGUUCCGAGACAACAGCCAGGAGCUGCACACCAAUACCAAGGCGCUGCAGAACGUGCUCGACCUGGACGGUGACCCCGAGCUCUUCCAGCGCUUCCUGAGCGCCGACUUCCCCUUCACCGUGGCUGAGGCGCAGAACCUGCUGCGCUGCACGGUCAACCUGGACCAUUCCAUCCGCCGCCGCAUGGGCCUCAUCCGGGCGGUCAGAGCGCUCAAGCCGCCCAGCCCGCCCAAGUCCCCAGCGCGCGAUGUCCGCCGCACUGCCAAUGGAACCAACCACGCCCCCGGGCCGGCCCACGCUGCCAAUGGAGCCAACCACGCCCAGGGGGCGGCCCACGCUGCCAAUGGAGCCAACCACGCCCCCGGGGCGGCCCGCAACGCCGACGGGGCCAACCAGGCUCCCCAGGCUGCCCACUCUGCCAGCGCCAGCGGAGCCAACCAGGCCCCCCGGGCUGCCCACUCUGCCAGCGCCAGCGGAGCCAACCAGGCCCCCCGGGCUGCCCACUCUGCCAGCGCCAGCGGAGCCAACCAGGCUGCUGGUACGGCCCGGUCAGGCCACCCAGCGGCGGGACACAACUCUGCUCAGGCCAACGAAGUACCCCGUCCCCGAGACUUGACACAGAGGAGUAAGCCGAGACCCGUGGCUUGA
Messenger RNA from Miniopterus natalensis, 2473 nucleotides. RefSeq names its product NTPase KAP family P-loop domain containing 1 (gene NKPD1). Lineage: Eukaryota; Metazoa; Chordata; Mammalia; Chiroptera; Miniopteridae. The record is from RefSeq and is a predicted model, not a curated record.